Hibiscus syriacus is the source of this 1994-nucleotide messenger RNA. RefSeq names its product pentatricopeptide repeat-containing protein At4g26680, mitochondrial. NCBI's taxonomy places the organism in Eukaryota, Viridiplantae, Streptophyta, Magnoliopsida, Malvales, Malvaceae. Bases 210 to 1817 code for a protein of 535 amino acids. Gene Ontology annotation, molecular function: protein binding. The record is from RefSeq and is a predicted model, not a curated record. The transcript has a single exon.
AGCUUCGUCCCGAACCCUUCUCUUUGUUACUCCAUUGAGCCCAGCUUGUCACGCUAUAUUUGUUCUUAAACUCUGCAAGUCUGGACAAAAUGGGGAGUCUUAAAUUCAGUAGCUGCUUUCUAAUGCUGAUUUUCAGGUGACUAGGAAAAUUUAAAGCUGAUUCCUUUAAAACAGUAAGAUUUCAAGUUUCUUUUCAUCUGCUAUUAUUCAUGAAUAAUUCCCCGACUCAUCACUUCUCAACUUUGUUUGAUUCUGUUAAAGCAAAGUCCACUUCUUUAAAACCCUUAAUUGAAGUGAAUUCGAGGAGAAAGAAUUGGAACCCAAUUCCUAUUCCCUUCAGAACAAUACCUGAACCCAUAGGUCAAGACCUUGAUUUUGUGAAUGUUGCACACAGCCACCUCAUUCACUCUGAUUGGGAUAAGCUUAAUGCCUUAUCUACCCACUUGACCCCGUUUAGAGUUAAGCAUGUUUUGUUAAAGAUUCAAAAGGACCAUGUUCUUGCUCUUGAGUUCUUCAAUUGGGUUAAAACUCAAAACCCCACUUCACAUUCCCUAGAAACUCAUUCAAUGAUUCUCCAUAUUCUCACCAAAAACCAGAAAUUCAAACCCGCAGAGUCGGUUUUGAGGAGUCUUGUUGUGUCUGGUUCAUUGGAAUUUCCUGCUAAGUUGUUCAAUGCGAUACUGUAUUCUUAUCGAAUAUGUGAUUCUUCUCCUCGUGUGUUUGAUUUACUGUUUAAGACAUGUGCUCAUGUCAAGAGGUUUAGGAACGCCACAGAAGCUUUUUUCAGGAUGAAGGAUUAUGGGAUUUUGCCAACUAUUAAAUCUUGUAAUGCAUAUUUGAGUUCGUUGCUUGAUUUACACAGAGUGGAUAUUGCUUUUGGGUUCUACAGAGAAAUGCGGCGUUGCAGGCUUUCUCCCAAUGUGUACACUUUUAAUAUAAUAAUUCAUGCUUUUUGCAAGUCGGGAAAACUUGAGAAGGCUAUGGAGGUGUUUAGAGAAAUGGAAAACAUGGGUUCUAUCCCUACCAUUGCAUCUUACAAUACAUUGAUUGCAGGGUAUUGUAACAAGGGUCUUAUUAGUUCGGCCGUGAAGCUUAAAAACUCAAUGUCAAAGCAUGGAGUGUAUCCAAAUGUGGUUACAUUUAACACCCUUAUAAAUGGUUUUUGUAAGGAAGGGAAAUUACAUGAAGCAAACAAGGUUUUGAAUGAGAUGAAAGCCCUGAAUGUGGCUCCGACUACUGUAACAUACAAUACUUUGAUAAACGGGUACAGUCAAGUAGGUAGGAGUGAGAUGAGCAAUAGGCUUUAUGAGGGCAUGUUGAAGAAUGGAGUUAAGGCUGAUAUACUGACAUACAAUGCAUUGAUACUGGGAUUAUGCAAUGAGGGUAAGACAAAGAAAGCUGCCUAUCUGGUUAAAGAACUUGCUAAGCGUGACUUAGUUCCCAAUGCUUCAACAUUCUCUGGUCUUAUUCGCGGGCAGUGUGUUAGGACGGACUCUGACCGUGCAUUUCAGCUUUAUAAGACCAUGAUCAGGAGUGGUUUUCAUCCAAAUCAACACAUUUAUAAUUUGUUGAUUUCUACUUUUUGCAAGAAUGAGGAUUUUGACGGAGCAGUACAGGUCUUGAAUGAUAUGAUUUAUAGAUCAGUGGUUCCCGAGUCUGGUACUUUAUCUGAGCUGCACAAGGGACUUUGCCAAUGUGGUAAAAAUCAAUUGGCGAUGGCCCUAUGCAAAAAACUGGAAGUUAGACACCUGAUGCCAAAAGGUUUUGAUAAAUCCAAAAUUAUCAGUUCUCAACCAGAAAAUGACAACACAUUGUGAUAUGACUCGUAGAAUUCCAUGUGUUCUAGCUGCAGUGCUCUUCUGCUGUUAAGUUGACAUUGUGUAGUUUUAUUUGAGAGUAUACUUUAUGACAACUAUGUUCGGUCGAUGUGAAGGGAGUCCUAUUGUCUGUAACCAAAACAAUGGGAAGGUGCCUAUUGUUGACAAUUGAAACAA